UCGUCUCCUCUCUUCCGUUUCCGGUGUCCCCCUACAGUCAUGGCUGCCGCCGCCGCCGCCGCCGCCUCCGGCCAUGGGGCGCCCCUGUCCCCGGACGAAUUGCUUCCGAAAGGCGAUGCCGAGAAGACUGAAGAGGAGCUGGAAGAGGAGGACGACGAAGAGCUAGAUGAGACCCUGUCGGAGAGGCUCUGGGGUCUGACGGAGAUGUUCCCGGAGAGGGUCCGGUCCGCGGCUGGAGCCACUUUUGAUCUCUCUCUCUUUGUGGCUCAGAAAAUGUACAGGUUUUCCAGGGCAGCCUUGUGGAUUGGGACCACCUCCUUCAUGAUCCUGGUUCUUCCUGUCGUCUUUGAGACUGAGAAGUUGCAAAUGGAACAGCAGCAGCAACUGCAGCAACGGCAGAUACUUCUAGGGCCUAACACCGGGCUGUCAGGAGGAAUGCCAGGGGCUCUACCUUCACUUCCUGGAAAGCUCUAGAUUGUCACUGCUAUAUUUGACCUGUCUUGGUGGGCGAAGUUUGAAAAUUCAAUAGUGUUUGAACUGCUGAUUAUUUGGAAUUUCUUUUUAAACUUUGGCACAAUGAUCUAUCUAAACCUGGUGGCGAGAAUUCUCUCCACACUGUCUGACGGAGAGAGCCCCCAACUUAGAACUGUGCCCUCCAUGCUCUCCUGACUUAUUCUCUUCUCACUCUGAUACCAGAGUGCAGCAAUGCAGACGGUUACUCCAGCUCUGGGCAUCCCACCCCUUCACUAAAUUACUCCUGACUGCAAGAUCUCCCCACUCUCCCAUUGUGGGGUAGGAACUGAUGCCAUUGGGAAGGAUGUACCCCUGACCAUAGGUGACUGUUUUGUUUUGAAGAAUGGAGCUGUCAGGGAGGGCCAUGCACACACUGUAAGAUACAAACGCGUUACAGCUGUAGUGUAAAAGCAGCCACUGUGAAUCUCGAUGUAGGUUGGAAAGGAGGGAGGGCCGGCAGCAGCUUUGGCCACAGGACGGGGACUGUGGAGGACAGAGCAGGAGCUCAUUUCCUCUACACAUUUUGGCUAUUAGACCUGUGUGCGAGUCUAAAAGAGAAAAAAAGGUUAGUGCUCACUUUUUGUAUUUAAAUAUUAAAAAUGAUUCCACCCAGAA
Molecule: messenger RNA, 1128 nt
Organism: Equus quagga
Lineage: Eukaryota; Metazoa; Chordata; Mammalia; Perissodactyla; Equidae
Gene: TOMM22
Product: translocase of outer mitochondrial membrane 22
Exons: 4
Coding region: 40-474 (144 amino acids)
Biological process (GO): intracellular protein transport
Cellular component (GO): mitochondrial outer membrane
Source: RefSeq, a predicted model, not a curated record